Molecule: messenger RNA, 953 nt
Organism: Castor canadensis (American beaver)
Lineage: Eukaryota; Metazoa; Chordata; Mammalia; Rodentia; Castoridae
Gene: Wdr77
Product: WD repeat domain 77
Biological process (GO): oocyte axis specification
Cellular component (GO): methylosome
Molecular function (GO): protein binding
Source: RefSeq, a predicted model, not a curated record
AUGGCCAGUGUGAAGCUGCUCAAGACACCAUCUGGCAAUGUUAUCAGCAGUCUUAAAUACCAAUGGCCCCUCAUUUUCCUAGCAAGAGAAAAGAUUGCUGCUCCCUCAUCAUACUUGACAGCCAAUGGCUCUUCGAAGGGCUCCUUUUAUACCCUUCUAAACAAGUUCUGCAAGUAUGAGCAUGAUGACAUUGUGUCUACGGUCAGUGUCCUGAGCUCUGGCACACAAGCUGUCAGUGGUAGCAAAGACUUCUGUAUCAAGAUUUGGGACCUUGCUCAGCAGAUGGUACUGAGUUCAUACCGAGCUCACGCAGGGCAGGUUGCCUGUGUUGCUGCCUCUCCCCACAAGGACUCUGUGUUUCUUUCAUGCAGUGAGGACAAUAGAAUUUUACUCUGGGAUACCCGUUGCCCCAAGCCAGCAUCACAGAUGGGCUGUAAUGCCUCUGGUUACCUUCCUACCUCCCUGGCUUGGCAUCCUCAGCAAAGCGAAGUCUUUGUCUUUGGUGAUGAGAAUGGGACUGUCUCUCUUGUGGACACCAAAAGUGCAAACUGUGCCCUCAAAUCAGCUGUGCACACCCAGUGUGUCACUAGACUUGUGUUCUCCCCACACAGUGUUCCCUUCCUGGCCUCCCUCAGUGAAGACUGCUCACUUGCUGUGCUGGACUCCAGUCUUUCUGAAGUGUUUAGAAGCCGAGCCCACAGAGACUUUGUGAGAGAUGCUACUUGGUCUCCACUCAAUCACUCCCUCCUCACCACAGUGGGGUGGGACCAUCAGGUCAUCCACCAUAUUGUGCCCACAGACCCUCUCCCAGCCCCUGGACCUGAGAGUGUUGCCGAGUAGACUGGAUUUCAGAAAACGAAGCAAUCCCCUAUGAGAAUCCCCUUUUUCACCCCUGUCGGUCAGUUGUUAGACAACAUAGGAGCCUUGUAUAAGAUGUUGUCACUAGAUCUCUG